CAUUUGACCCUCCAAGUCCUUGCAAGAAGUAGCAACAAAACAACCUAUCCACUACGCUCCCUUUGUGAACUUGUUGAUAAUAUUUAUAGGAUGCGAUGAUAACAAAAACAAUGAAGCUAGGAUGCUUCUUCGUCUUCUUAUUCUCUCUGCAACCUUUCAAGCCGGCCUAACCUAAACCCAUUUCACACUCCAACUUUCCCAUCUUUCUCCAUUUUCUUCCCUUGUGUUACACCAAUCACAAUUCGCUGCAAAAAAAAAAAAAAAAAAAAAAUCCCCCCCAAAAAUUGAUCCUUUUGACCUAUCUGGGGCACCCCACGAAUCUUCAAACUUCUUGGUUACUCUAAAUUUAUCAUCUUUUUGGUCUUUGGCGAGGUGGGUCGAUCGAAUUCGGGUCCAUAUAUUUGUGGUUUUGAUCCGAUUCGGGUUUCUGGGGUGGUGAUUGAAAUGGUCUAUUUCCAUAGCUCAAUCUCUCUCUGCAACUCCUCCGUUGACCAACCACCAUCCAUGGCGAAUUCCGUUGAUUUGGUUUCGAAAUCGAGGAAUCGGAAGACACCCAAUUCCCUGCAGAUUCCGCCCUGCCAGCGAUCUCGAUCGGCGGUGGUGGAUGUGGUUAUAUUCGUGGCGGUUGUCGCCGCCUUCGGGUUCUUGUUGUUCCCAUACAUUCAGGUUUUGGCGAGGGAAACUGUGAAGAUUGGUGGCUUAUUCAUGGAUUUGGUGAAAGAAGAGGCUUCAGAUGGUCCUUGGAUCUACAUGUCCAUAGGAGUUAGUGUAACCUGUUCUGCAUUGGUUACAUGGGUUGUUGUGUCUUUCACAACAAGGAAAUGUGGGAAACCCAAUUGCAAGGGUCUCAGAAAGGCUGCAGAGUUUGAUAUUCAGUUGGAGACUGAGGAUUGUGUGAAGAAUUCUCCUUCAUUGGCCAAGGAUGGUGGAAUUAAGAAGGGUCUGUUUAAGCUUCCUUGUGAUCAUCAUCGCGAACUCCAAGCCGAGCUCAAGAAGAUAGCUCCCCCCAAUGGGAGGGCUGUUCUUGUUCUCAGAGCAAGGUGUGGAUGUUCUAUUGGUAGGUUAGAAGUUCCGGGUCCGAAGAAGAAUCGAAGGAGCAAGAAGUAGAAUACACAGAAAAGAAAAAAGACUGUUAAUUUUAUAGGCAGGAGAGGAUAAUUGAAUAAGAAUGUAGUCUUAAAUGGGCAGAGGAAUUUCUUAUAGUUAUACGUUCAUUCUAUUUGGAAUUAGGCUGUCUUUUAAAUAAGCCCCCCCUUGGCAAUAAGUUGUAGGGAACUAUGGAUCAUACACAGUUUGGAUAUUUAUAUCUGAGAAUAUAAAAAUCCUUUAAUUUGAUUUACUUCACUUCUAAAACGCAAAAUUUACUGUUCUUUUAAAUUGUGUUUCUGAUUUUCUAUUAUUUCUCAUGGUUACAGUUCUUUCAGUUUUUUGUUAUAAGUGACCAGGAUUAAAGUUGCCAAUCUUUUUGUAGGGUGCAGAUCUCAAAGGAGCAAGUUGUUGUUCUGGUCUUUAUGAACAUACAGCUGAACUCUGUUGAGUUCUAAUCUCAGAAAUGCUGUUUAAGAGCGCAACUAAUUCACUGAAUUUUAAUAUUUUCUCUUAUACUUGAUUCUACAGUUAGACAGUGAUGUGCACUUUGUCAAUUAACUAUGUAAAUUGUUUAUUGCAUCGGUUGUCAUUGUAGGCUGACUCUUCUAGGAGAGGUUGCCUGUGAUGUGAACCAUGAAGUGGAUUGCUCAUGUCCAAGUUAUCUUUUAUGCAGAUGUGUAUAAAUGUCAUUAGCAUUAAAUUGAUUUCUUUCAUUUGCAAUAACCUGAGGUGAUUGGGCAAGUGAUUCUCUUCCGCAGUUGAUGGGUAACUGGAGGGAGAAUAUGCAGUUCUCAGAUGACAUAACAAACCGGUUUGAAUAGCAUGUGUCGUUAUUUCUUGAUGUUAUUUUAUAAUUCACUGAGCUAAAUAUUGUUUGCUACAUUGUUCUUUAUUGUGAUUGAUUUUAUUUUAUUUUUUUAAAUGAUAAUCUGAACAUAUUUGAUCGUUCAAUUGUCCAUUUGAAUACUAAUCAUCUGUGUCUAGGUUGAAAUGUCUUACCUUCUGUAUUUAAGUUAUUCCAUGAAAAUUCUUCUGCAUCAUUAUCAUCCUGCUUUUCAAAUGCUUGGUGUUGAUAUUCAUAUCCUCUGUAGGCGGAUGAGACAGUCCUAAUUGGCAACUGAUGAGAUUGUGUAGUAUAAAGUGGUAAGAAGCCUGGGUCUCUUAACCAGAGGUCUCGAGUUCGAGCCCUGGAAAUGGAAAAAAAAGAUUUGGGAGAGCCGCCCCCGAAAGGGUCCGACAGUGCUCGAUUGGGGAUUAGUCUUCGGUUACGAACGGAGGAUACCCUUCAGAUUACUGGAAAAAAAAAAACUGUUUAAUUUGGAGGAUUUGGAUUCUCUAAUUUUCCUUAAAAAUAUGACACUGUCAAUUUGUGAGAGAGAGAGUAGCAGCCCUGCACAGGUAAAGGUGGAUUCUUGCACAUGAAAAUUUGUGCCUUUCUCUCUAAGAAGGAAAAUGAGAGGAUAGAACUUCUAAUUCGGAUCAGCAUAAACUGACACUUGGGCCCAGCCCUUCUUUCCAAACAAUUUUUACUUACUUCAGGUGCAUUUCACCCCACAGUUAAGAUUUCCUCUUAAAGUUAAACCGCAUUGAUAUGAUAUGUGUUACAAUAUUUGGUCUUGGUGCAUUUUACACAGAGCAUAUAAGAAAUUUUCCCUUUCUUUUAACUGUUAAUAUCUGAGUAAUCAGUUAAAAGUUCUGA
Molecule: messenger RNA, 2788 nt
Organism: Gastrolobium bilobum
Lineage: Eukaryota; Viridiplantae; Streptophyta; Magnoliopsida; Fabales; Fabaceae
Exons: 3
Coding region: 445-1107 (220 amino acids)
Source: RefSeq, a predicted model, not a curated record